Messenger RNA from Penicillium daleae, 216 nucleotides. RefSeq lists its product as uncharacterized. The transcript is spliced from 2 exons. The record is from RefSeq and is a predicted model, not a curated record. NCBI's taxonomy places the organism in Eukaryota, Fungi, Ascomycota, Eurotiomycetes, Eurotiales, Aspergillaceae. Bases 1 to 216 code for a protein of 71 amino acids.
AUGCAAGCGUUAGAGGACUUCAUGGAAUUCACCGAUGAAGAAAAGCGACUAACCAAGUUGAUUGGCUAUGUUCGCGCUGCGAAUGCGAGAUGGACAUUUGGUGAAGUCGCUCCGUUCGAUUACGAUGCAUUCAUGUCAGCGUCUCAGGAAGUGAGCGAGCCGAAGGAAUUGGUGCAGGUCCACAAAUCCACAUACUAUAGCGGGAGAUAUCAUUAA